Lindgomyces ingoldianus is the source of this 5032-nucleotide messenger RNA. Its product is annotated as WSC-domain-containing protein. Gene Ontology annotation, molecular function: protein binding. Lineage: Eukaryota; Fungi; Ascomycota; Dothideomycetes; Pleosporales; Lindgomycetaceae. Bases 1 to 4680 code for a protein of 1559 amino acids. The transcript has 5 exons. The record is from RefSeq and is a predicted model, not a curated record.
AUGCAUGUAUCGGCCCUCAGUGGCACGGAUACGAUAACUUGGGGAGGAGACAAUACCCGUGCAGGGUAUCAAGCGAACCACAAUAUGGACCCUAAAGUUGUCGGUAGUGCUGAUUUUGGCCAGAUAUUCAGGACUCUAUUACCUGGAAACUUCAACGGUCUUGCCGCAGAACAGAUCUUUUCGCAGCCCCUUGUAUAUACCGGAGCCGACAGAGUACAAUACGUAUACGUUGCGACAACACAGAAUAAUAUCUACAAACUAGACGCGAAGACGGGUGCGAUAGUCAAGUCAAGGAAUUUGCACGUUCCCUUUCUUCAAGCUGAACUAGAAAGUUGUGUCGACAUUAACCCUCUUAUCGGUGUAACUGCGACUGGAGUAAUCGACCCAGAUACAGGAAUUUGGUAUCUCACGGCAAAGACCUACGCAGAUCAGUUUCAAGAUGGCAAAUUCGGUCCUCAGAAUCCCCCGGGAAGACUUAAUGGUCGGUACUGGCAGCACGCCAUUCAUACCGAGGACUUGUCGGAAGCUCAGAACUGGCCGGUUCUAGUGGACGGAACCAUUUUCCGCAACAAUCCGAAUCGAAUGUUUAUCGGCGGCAAUCAGCACUCCCGCCCCGGCGCGCUGCUAGUAGGCAAUUAUGUAUUUACAGGAUAUGCCUCUCAUUGUGUGCAGUACAAUUACACUGGCGCCAUCAUAGGAUUUCACAAGGCUACUGGAAAGAUUGUCGAGGCAUUUGCAAUGCAAGGCGGUCCUGAGGCGAAUACGGUCAGAGGAGGCGGGAUUUGGAUGAGUGGCGGUGGUCUUGCUUAUGAUGGCAAAGGGAGCAUGUACUUUGUGACAGGCAACGGGUACGCUUCCCAGCUGAAAGCUACGGGGAAUUCAGUCCUUGGACGCUUCCCUCCGACAUCGUUGGAAGAGGCUGCUGUUAAUGCCAAGAUUAACGACGAUGGUACUCUGACGAUCGUAGACUUCUUUAUGCCGUGGGAGAAAACUCAGCUAGAUGGUGCAGAUAAGGACCUGGGAUCCAGUCCUCUGGAAAUUCUCCCAUCCGAUGUAUUCUCUUGUCCGAAUCAUCGCCGAAUUGGAGUCGUCACUGGAAAAUCAGGAAAAACAUAUUGGCUAGAUCUCGACAAUAUGGGCGGUUAUCAAAACGGUCCAAACAAAUUGGAUGCGAUCAUUGGGACGUUCCAAAACGAAAACUCCGUGUAUGCGGGAGCUGCAGUCUUGCCCCUGGGCGGCGGCUAUGUGUAUAUCAGUGUUACGCAGUAUCAAACUCAUGUCUUCAAAUUCUCCUGCGAUAUGUCUGGAAAGGCUCUCUUCACGAAAGUUUCGGACUCGCCGGACAAGAACGCAAACAUUCUCGGGACAGGUCACGGGACCACAACGUCCCUAAACGGCCAGGAAGGAACGGGCCUGCUUUGGGUUUCAGAUGUUCAAGGCUCUAACCUCCGCAUCUAUGAUCCAAUUCCCCCAUCAAGUGGCCCUCUGAAGCUGCUCAAUUCCUUUGUUAUUCCGGGAGUUACCAAGUUCACACGACCCGUCUUUGGAAAUGGGAGGGCCUACAUUGGCACUACUCAAGGAUAUCUAUAUGGUUUUGGUUCUCCCGCCAACCUUCCGCUCAAUUGCUCAUCUCCAUACACUUUCGGAUCGGUAGAAGUGGGUAAUGCGUCUGCACCAGUCACAGUUGGUUGUAUUGCGCUCACAGCUACCUCGGUGACGCUAGUCGAAGUCUCGGGCACGAAGGAUUUUAAUAUCUCGAAUGUCCCUACCCUACCAAUGAGCCUGAAGGCCGAGCAGUCUUUUACAUUUUCUGCUAUAUUCAGUCCUUCACACGUCGGAUCCUUAUCUACGGAUGUCACUAUCCAUGCGGUCAGUGCAACCCCGGGGUAUUCAUCAAGUGUCCCUGUAGUUUUAAAAGGAACCGGUGACUCUAUGAAGCCAAUACUCGCAAUCGUCCCAAACAUCAAUUCAUUCAAUAUCAUUUUCGGACAGCCUAGCCCAACGCAGUCAUCUCUCCUCUGGAAUUUGGGCAAUAGUCUCCUAACUUUUACCAACAUCAGUUUCUCACUUACUUCAGAACAGGGUCCUUGGGUGACUCCGAAUUCGACUGAUGAUGGGAAUCUGCAGGUUGGGCAAUUCGAGUUUCUCUCUGUUCGGACGACAAUCCAGCCGAAGUCCUCAGAACCUAUCAGUAUAACAUACAAACCAAAUGCCCCGGGUAACCAUGCCGUCUAUAUAAGAGGCUUUUCGGACGGAGGUACUGCUGUCUUGGAUGUGUUUGGUGCUGCGGGGACAUACCCGAAGGCCGUCAUUGGGUUCCAAACUAUAGAUGGGUCAGCAUGGGUGUCAUACUCCAACACUACCCCUUUCAACUUUGGCACAGUAUACGAGGCGCAGUCGAGAAGCCUUCAGAUGCGUAUCACCAACGGCGGUGGGCCGAAUGCAGUGCCAUUGUCAGUCACAGUGUCCAAGCCACCAUAUGGCAUUCCUGGUAUCAUUGGAGCAGCCAAUAACAUCGACCUUGCAGAAGGGACCAUUAUACUUGCGAACCAAAGCCAGACUGCAGUCUUGUACUGUGCUGUACCCAAAUCCCAGGUCAAUUUGCCAUUCUACAAUGGGUCAGCCGUCUGGGUACUAAACACAGGCGAUCCGAAUCUUGGAAAGCAGGAGGUUGGAUUCUUCUGUCAGGCAGCUGCUGAGCAAGUCGGUCCUCUAUUUCCAAAUGGCACCGCGAGAUAUGGGUACGUUGGCUGCUUCAAGGAAAACAAUCCCGGGCGACAGCUUGGAACCAAUGUGUAUUCAGAUACCGCAAACAACACCAACGACCGCUGCAUUGCUGCAUGUUUCCAACAAGGCUACGUUUUUGCCGGAACCCAGUACUCCCAAGAAUGCUGGUGCGGCCAGGCACUCCCCGUUCAACGAGACAACGAGCGGGACUGCAACUUUGGCUGCACAGGAAACCGCAACCAAAUCUGCGGAGGCGACGGACACCUCCACGACACAGCACAUAUCUCACUCUUCGCAGACUUGACAAAGUUCAACGGCAAUACGACUUCGCCUCCUCUUCAGAUCACACCCAGUGUGGGUGCGUACAAUUUCAUCGGCUGUUUUGCGGAGUCGGCUGGGAGGGCGCUGGGUGAUAAUUCGACGACAAGUAACGUUAUGACUGUUGAGGUUUGUGCGGCGUUUUGUUCGGCCUACACGUACUUUGGGUUGGAGUUUAGUGCGGAGUGUUAUUGUGGGGCGAAGUUGAAUCCAGCGGCUACGAUUACGAAUUCGUCUCAGUGCAAUAUGCCGUGUAAAGGCAGUAAUAGCGAGUUCUGUGGUGCAGGGAAUAGGAUGCAGAUUUAUCAAGUCAAUGGGGUGUCGCCGAUUUCGAGUAGCUCCAGCACAUCUAGCACCUUGCCAAAUAUUUCCAUCUCUUCAACGACAUCAAACAUGCCUAACUCGUCACUCUCCACACCAUCGACAUCCGUCUCACCAGGCUCAUUUCCGCUCACUUCAACAACAUCUGACUCUGUACCCACAUCAUCGGCAACUGGCCCAGUGGUUGUUCCAUCGGCUGGUGAAUACAACUAUAUUGGGUGUUACAACGAGAUUUCAGGAGGGGCGUUCUCAGCUAAGUCCAUCGCAAUCAGCACGAUGACCGUCAAAGUCUGCGCGACUUAUUGCUCUGGAUACAUGUAUUUCGGCGUGGAGAACGGACAGGAAUGCUACUGUGGCAAUGCAAUUCCGGUCAUGUCUUUGCCGGUUACAGAUAACCAGUGUAACAUACCGUGCGCAGAUCAUGUGUUAGAAAUUUGUGGUGGCUCGAAUAGAUUAGGCGUUUAUCAGUUGGCGUCGACCCCACUUCCAGCGACAACGGCCCUCAACGUUACCACAUCCCCCCCACCAUCCUCCUCUUUCUCGACCCCUACCUCCUCCCUUUUCUCCCUUCCACUCUCCGGCAUCCAAACAGUAGGCUCCUACAUCUAUCAAGGCUGCUGGACCGAAGGCCCCAACGGCGUCCGUGCCCUCUCCGGCAUUCCCGCCCUCGUGAACACCACUUCCAUGACACCCUCCCUCUGCGCACAAUACUGUUACCAAUUUUCCUAUUUCGGUCUUGAAUACAGCCAAGAAUGUUUCUGUGGCCCCUACCCCUCCGUCAACUCCACUCGCGCUCCCAAAGAUUCUGACUGCAACAUGCGCUGCACAGGCGACAAGUCCUUACUCUGCGGCGCGGGGAACAGGCUUUCUUUGUACAAGAGCAACGACCCGUCCAAGGUCUCCACGGACCCAGGCAUCCCUGCGAAUGGAGGCGUAGGGAACUAUUCGUAUCAAGCUUGCAUGAGGGAUUUGGCGAAUCCGCGGCUUUUACCUGUUUUGCUAGCGAGUGAUGAUAUGUCGGUGGAAGCGUGUUUGGCGGUGGCGGAAGCGGGCAGGUAUGCGUAUGCGGGAUUGGAGUUUGGGAGGGAGUGUUGGCUGGGGAAUGUGCUUCAAGGGAUGGGAACGGUAGGAAGUAGUGGUGGUAGCGAUGGGACGAAUGGAGUGGCGGUGAGUGAGGCUGAGUGUAGACAAAGUUGCUUGGGUGCAAGAGGGGAGCUCUGUGGUGGUCCGUCGAGACUGAAUUUAUGGGUUAGGAAUCCGGUCGGUGAGUUGCCUAACAUUAAGGUUCAUGUGGGUGACAAAGACGAUUCCUAGAGGACUGGGACGACCAUGACGACCAUGAAGAGAGUAGGAACGGUGAGCGUGAGUCCAAGUCCGAGAGGGGGAAACAUAGUGAAGAGUCCUUGGGCCGGUGGAAGUGAGUAGGCACUUCUUCUCCGUUUAAGCCUCGUCCCCAAAUCCCCUUUUCCUGCUAAGGCACCCAUCCUUCCAUUCAAUCUCUUCUCGGAGUAGUGGGAUUCCUUCCUUUCCUUCGCUUUUAAAUCCUUAUGCUCGUUUUCGAUUUCCGCCCUAUUGCACGAGAUUUUGGAUGACAGUCUCUGGCCGAUCUUUUUUGGAGGAGAGGGCAAGUCCGAGUUAAUAUUUAAUCUUAGUGGACUAGUAUUGC